Molecule: messenger RNA, 1140 nt
Organism: Dama dama (fallow deer)
Lineage: Eukaryota; Metazoa; Chordata; Mammalia; Artiodactyla; Cervidae
Product: olfactory receptor 10AD1-like
Exons: 2
Coding region: 1-1053 (350 amino acids)
Biological process (GO): G protein-coupled receptor signaling pathway
Cellular component (GO): membrane
Molecular function (GO): olfactory receptor activity; G protein-coupled receptor activity
Source: RefSeq, a predicted model, not a curated record
AUGAGGAAGGGAGAGCAAGAAGAAGAGAUACCUUGCAUUACUCUACAGCUGUCUCUCUUGUGCUUUUCCUGUCCUUUGUCCUCAAGUGGAUCCAAGCCAGUGGACCUAAGGAAUGGCAGCACCGUGACUGAGUUUAUCCUCGUGGGCUUUGAGCAGAGCUCCCCAUCCACUCGGGCAUUGCUCUUUGCUCUCUUCCUAGCCCUCUACAGCCUGGCCGUGGCCAUGAACGGCCUCAUCAUCUUCAUCACCUGGACAGACCCCAGGCUCAACAGUCCCAUGUACUUCUUCCUUGGCCACCUGUCCUUCCUGGAUGUCUGCUUCAUCACCACCACCAUCCCGCAGAUGCUGGUCCACCUGAUAGUGAAGAACCACAUUGUCUCCUUUGUCUCUUGCAUGACCCAGAUGUACUUGGUCUUCUGUGUGGGUGUGGCUGAGUGCAUCCUCUUGGCUUUCAUGGCCUAUGACCGUUAUGUUGCCAUCUGCCACCCACUUAGCUAUGCCCACAUCAUGAGCCGGCAGGUCUGUGUGAGCCUGGUGAGUACUGCCUGGUCCUUUGGGCUGAUCAAUGGCAUCAUGCUUGAGUAUAUGUCAUUCCGGAAUCCCUUCUGCAGAGACAACCACAUAGAAAACUUCUUCUGUGAGGCCCCCAUAGUGAUUGCUCUCUCCUGUGGAGACCCCCAGUUUAGCCUGAGAGUCAUCUUUGCUGAUGCCAUUGUGGUGCUGCUCAGCCCCAUGGUGCUCAUCGUCAUCUCCUAUGCCCGCAUCCUGGCCUCCAUCCUGGGCAGGAACUCCUCCUCUGGUCGGAGCAAGACCUUCUCUACUUGUGCCUCCCAUCUGACCGUGGUCAUCUUUUUCUACACCUCAGCCAUGUUCUCUUACAUGAACCCCCGUAGCACACACAGUCCUGACAAAGACAAGCCUUUCUCCCUCCUCUACACCAUCAUCACCCCCAUGUGCAACCCCAUCAUCUACAGUUUCCGAAACAAAGAAAUGAAGGGGGCAAUGGUGAGGGCCCUUGGGAGGAGCAGCCUUUCCCAGGCAGAGUCUGUCUAGUGGGGAGAUGCCUGGAGGGGCAGCUUCCUCCUCCAGUCCUGAGAAUUGGAUAACUUUCCUGUGCUGAGAGGUUCCAUGAAAGAGCAU